Apus apus (common swift) is the source of this 3796-nucleotide messenger RNA. It is a transcript of the gene LHFPL7, whose product is annotated as LHFPL tetraspan subfamily member 7. The coding region runs from base 63 to 707 and encodes 214 amino acids. Gene Ontology annotation, cellular component: membrane. The record is from RefSeq and is a predicted model, not a curated record. Lineage: Eukaryota; Metazoa; Chordata; Aves; Apodiformes; Apodidae. The transcript is spliced from 3 exons.
AGGGAGCGCGCAGGGGGCGCGGGCAGCGCUGCCGGCCCCGCGCCCGGCCCCGCCGGCCGCCGAUGCUGUCGGUGCCGGUGCCGGUGGGGGCGGCGCGGGGCGCGGGUUCCCUGCCCCGCCGGCGAACCAUGUGCAGCGGCGUCGGCUGCUUCUGGGCGCUGCUCUCCGCCGGCCUCUUGGCCGCCUGCGUCGCCGCCUUCCUCUCCCCGGCCUGGCUGCUGCCGCCCGGCCGUGCCGCCGCCGGGUUCGGUUUGCUCUGGCGCUGCUCCGGGCCGCCCCGCGCCUGCCACGGCUCCGCCGGCCCCGGCGGCUUCGGAGACAUCCCCUCCGGUUCCUGGCAGACGAGCGCCGUGCUGUGCGCGGGCGGCUGCGUCCUGCUGGCCCUCAGCUCCCUGCUGGCCCUGCUCGCCCUCCUGCUGCCCGGCGGAGCCUGCGAGAGGCGGGUCUGCACCCUGGCUGGCUACAUGCAGACAGCUGCAGUGUUCAUAAUGGCUUCUGGACUUUUGGUUUACCCUUUUGGUUUCAACUCUGCUACUGUGAAGAGAUUCUGUGAGAAUUCAGACAUCUACUAUGCAGGAGACUGCCAGAUUGGCUGGGGGUACAUGCUGGCAAUUGUUGGGGUAAUGUUGUCUGUCUUUUUACCAUUCUUUGCAAAAUAUGCACCAAAAGAGCACAUAUCUCCAACUCCAAUACCUACUAUUUUAUAGUAUUUUAUUACUAAGAACAGAACAUUCCUGUCUACAGGCAAUGGGCAGAAAUUCUUAUAGCACUUCCAUUUAGCUGUAUUGCUAAAGAGAAAAAAGGAGAUGGGGAAGAGAAGGUCAGACUCACAAAGACCAUAAGUGCAUUGAUAGUCUUCCAUAAGUACGAGCAGCAAACACUCUGAAAUUGAAAUAAGACUAAUCAGAAGCCUUGAUUCUGCUCUAAACAUACAGUGGCAUAAUGCCUUAGACAAAAUAAAAAUCUGUUUAUCCUCAAAACAUCUGUCUACCUCCCAGUUUCUUUUGUGUCUCAAAAUUGUAAGUCUUUCAAAAGCUUCUGUUCACUUCUUGUAUAUGAUUAGACGUAAAAUCUUAUAUGAACCCAAGAACUGUAAAAUUGUUAAUGAUAUUUUGCUACAAUUAUUUUGGUUAGUGAAAAAAAGCACCUACUAGUAACCACGGCCUAAAAAUUCUGCUUGAUAUCUAAAAGUGAUUGUAUACAAGAAAAAAAAGGUUCUUUUUGGUGCACAUGUAUUAGUGGUACCUGCAAUUUUAAGCUGUUGGCACACUUUUUAAUACUGAUCUAAUCUUCAUGAUUUAAAGUCAUCUUCAUGAAGACUUGUAUAAAACCUAGAUGACUCUUUUUUUGGAGAGAGAGAUCUAACCACUUCCAAAGGCUUCAUGAUGAUUUAGUAGUUUAACAACAGGAAAAAAAAAUCCUAAUAAUUUGUUGUUGGUAUUUCUUAAAUUAUGAUUUUCGGUGGACUUUUACAAAAUUAUUUGAACUGUUGCAACUGUAGAUUUUGGGGUUUGUUGUUUGUUUUUUAGGGCCAAAAAGAAAAAUCUCUAUUUACAAAAAUGUAUAAAUGUGUGUGCCCGACAGCCCUUGUAUGCAGUGGUAAUACAAGCCAGAAGGAACCAGAUUCUAGUAUUUUCAUUACUAUUAAGAGGCCACUAAUUUAGGGGGGAAAAAGAAAAGUGUGAAGUGAAAUGAAAUGCUCCUGAGCACAACUAAUAAAACUCAUCUGGUGCUGUGUCAGACCUAGCAAGUGGCCGUAUUUCAUGGUUUUGUAUGUGAAAUUCAUGAAGUCUGAUUUCCACAGUAACACUGAAUUCAUUACUAUCAAGCAUUGAAAUAAGUGCACUUGAUUGCCUUAAGCAAAAGAAACUUCGGGUUCUAAUCUCACCCCACUGUUAUGUUAUUAUCAUAUUUUGUUUUCUAUUAUUUAUUAAAAAUAAAUAAUCACAUAGAUUAUAUUUAAUUCAGAGCUGUACUUCUUAGUUUUGUGUUUUGGCACAAACCAAGUGAUCAAAUUUACUAUUCUUCACUUAGCUGAGUCCAACUGAUUCCUGAUUUUUUUUUUUUUUUAAUGGAAAAUAUCCAUGAAGGGACAGACAGAGACACAUUGAGGAUGUAUAAGAAAAUGCAAACAGAUAGAACAAUCACUGUGUUAUUUUAAUUAAUGUCAAAGUCUUCUGCAGUCAUUUACCUCACACUUCUAAAUUUCAAUGGAAACUUGCAUUGUUCUCCAAAAUAAUUGCCUGUUGUUACAUGCAGUUUAAGAGCAAAUUCUGCAUAUAAGCUUAGCAAGUUCCAUUCCUAAUCUUUGAAAAUAAAGAUUUCAAUUUAGAAUUAAGUACACUGAGAAAGAGAGCAUUUCUGCUCACAGUGGCUAAGGAAUUAAAUCUUCCAAGUAUUUAACAAAAUAGGUUGAAGGAAUGCCUCUAAAGAAAGAAUAAAUUUCAGUCACCUCUGUAUAGUAAUGUAAUUUUCAAUAAUGUCUUACACUUUUUUUUAAUGAAUGGCUGAAAUGGAUAAUUUUCAUAUAAGAGUCAGAAAAGUGAGGAAUAACAAACAUGUUAAAAGAAAACCAUCACCAGGAAGUAGAGAGACAGAGAUGCAGGCUUUUCUUUCCUAACCAACCUGUGCCUUUACACUAGAAUCAUUACACAAGACAGGACCAAUAUGGUUACAAAAAAAAAACACAAACCACCACCAACAAAAAUCAACCAACAACUGAAAAAUGUUGAGUAAUGUGUAUAAACUGUAUUAUGUAGGGUUUUUUCUGUUUUGUGUAGUGUUUACGACUGUUCACUUAAUGUUUCACUAGAAGAAGUGAUUUGUUAGUGUAAAGUAGAAAACCUUUUUUUGUAAAGAUAUAAACAAUUACUGAAAGUAAAAUUAUUUUAGAGUUUUAUUAACAGCCAUAACAUAGCAAGUAGACACAGACAACCUGUUCCUGUUAUUACUUAUUAAUAUAAAUUCCACAUGUGCAGAACUGGAACCAUCAAACAAAUAAUUCAACUGGAAUUAGUGGGACUACCACACUUGUGUGAUGGUGAUGACACACACACAUGCUUGGAGGUUUGGUCCCAUAGUUCAAGCCUCCUCUCUAGUUUUACUUUACUGUUACAAUGAAGUCUUACCGUUUACAACACCCCAGUACCAAAUAAUUUACUUCUUAAAACUCAACUUCUGUUGUGAACAUUGUCAAGCUCUACAUCCUGCAACAUGCUGCACCUUUUAUGAGUUAAGCUAAUGCUUCCAUUUGGAACUUUCUUUAAUAUUUUACACUAUAUUAAGGACCUCAAAUAUAUGUAUAUGACCCUUACAACUGGAUAGAUGAAACUCUCCUUGAAACAGCCACACUCGGAACCAGUUUAGCACAAGGCAGAGAUUAUUUUCCAAGUGAUUCUCACAGCCACUAGUAAAGCAUAUACUUUAGAUCCUCAAGAGGAAUAUGAAGGGAGGUGUUGCUAACAACUCAUGCUAACACUGACAGAUCACUUUUUUAAAUACAGACUGUCUGCGUGUUCCACUGUGUAAAAGCAUUUCCUGUUCUAAGUCAAAUGAUUUACUGGACCAGGUUCAAGUUUUAUUCUAAAUAUAUAAUUUUUUAAGUGUAACUGAAAGUUGUAUUUUCCAUUAAUGUGUUUCUGCGUUGACUAGCUGGCUCCUUUUUAGAAUAUUAACUGUUUUCUGUAUUUGACUUGUUGGAUACAAUAUUUCAAUUAUUUUAAAUGUGAAAUUUCCAAUUGCCAACACUGUAUAAUAAAAUUUGAAAAAAAAAAAAAAACAGCAACAAAAAACCAAA